AAAAGAGACCCCCUCACCCAUUUUUCCUAAAGAAACAAAAGAUAACACAUCUCCCUCUUUCCUCCCCCAUUAUUUCAGCCAAAGAGAACCAAGAGAGGGAGAUAACCUCUGCAAACUCAUCCUCCAUAGCCAAGAACUGAGCUCAAGCUUAAGGAGUCCAAAGAAGGGGUUUUAGGAAGGAAAGAGUUGGGAGAAAGUGAGAAAGAUUAAGGAGCUUGAUUUAAAGUAUUUUUUAGCUUUGCCGGAGUUUCGCCGGAGUUGGUCAAAGUUUGCCGGAAUUAGUCAAAGUUCAAUCGGGAAGCGGAGAAUGCGCUUAAGCUCACUUAAGUGCGGGUUUUCUUUCGAUCGACGUGCAAUGCCUCUGGAUGGACGGGAUCUCGAGCUCGGAAAUGGCAGAAGGAUCACAACAAGAUGGCGACGAGGCAGAUUCAGUGCAAGAAGCUGCUGGACAGAUGGAAAAUUUAACUAGGUCACCUGGCGUUAGAGAAAGGCUGAUCGAGAAGGGUACAUGCUCCGACAAAGAUGGCUGGGUUGUGAGCAUGACGGAUGGGAGACAGGGCAAGAGGAAUCUACUCCGAUUGGUUUAUGCUUCGAUCCAUCCUGCGUCAACAAUCAUAGUGAUGGUCCGACCUCCUCCUGAACCACCGCCAGAGGUUGAACGAGGUGCUAGGGUUCACAAAUUUUAUUUUGCUUAUAUAGUUUUCUUCAUGUUUCAUUUUUAUUUGGAUCUUUACUCUGUUUUUGGUUUUGCCGUGUUCUUCUGGUAAAAAAAAACUCUAGAACCUAGGACAUGUGAUGGGGAGUCUGGUUUGCUUGUCAUUGGCUUGUUGUCAUUUUGUAACUUGCUCAUGUUCCGUUAUCAUAAUUUAAGCCACUUUCAUUAAAA
Messenger RNA from Cuscuta epithymum, 886 nucleotides. NCBI's taxonomy places the organism in Eukaryota, Viridiplantae, Streptophyta, Magnoliopsida, Solanales, Convolvulaceae. The record is from the annotation of a GenBank genome assembly.